Messenger RNA from Peniophora sp. CBMAI 1063, 1074 nucleotides. NCBI's taxonomy places the organism in Eukaryota, Fungi, Basidiomycota, Agaricomycetes, Russulales, Peniophoraceae. The record is from the annotation of a GenBank genome assembly.
AUGGCGCCCACUGCCAAGCCCUCCUAUAGCAUCGAUACGGGCAAGAGGCCGUACAUGUAUGUCCAGGAGAUAUCUCAGAUGAUGUUCGUGUUCGGCGAAGUGCAAGACCCAUUACCCGAGACUGUCAAUCUGGUAGAAGAUAUCGUGCAUAGCCAGCUCAUAGAACUUAUCAUCCAAGCCCGUCAACUCGCCACCCGACGCGGCGCGCGUUACCUCUCCGUUGAGGACCUCAUAUUCUUAAUCCGCCACGACCGCGCCAAAGUGAACCGUCUGCGCACAUAUCUCUCAUGGAAGGAUGUCCGUAAACACGCGAAGGAUUCCGGUGGUGACGCUGGUGCAGGUGUAGACGUUGAGAUCGACGAAGGUGCCGACGACAAGCCUGCACCUACGGCUCAGAAGAUCACGAUCAAGCUGCCCUGGGAGAUUACGACUGUAUACAGCGAGGUUCUGAGGCUUGCGGGGCAUCAAAGCGACGAUGAAGAAGACGAGGACGACUUGGAGGCACAGGAAGCAUCGCUCGAGCGGUUGAAGGAGGCGGACGAUGUCACGAAGCAGAUGACGCGCGAGGAGUACCAGCAUUACUCGGACUGUCGACAAGCAUCUUUCUCAUACCGCAAAGCGAAGCGCUUCGCGGAGUAUCUCGCUCUUCCCACCCACCUCGCCCUUCGGCCUGGAGACGAUACUGUGGAUAUCGUAGGAUUCCUGGCCUUCGAGAUGGUUCGCUCCUUGACGGUUGCCGCGCUUGACGUGAAGCGAAGCUUGGAAGAAGUGCACGUGGCCGCACCUGUACACGCCUCGCCGAUGGCGCAGAAGCGCAAGCUCGCACAUCCUCACCACGAGCCACCCAACAAACGUUUCCGCCGUGCCGCGAGCCCGGAUGACGACGAUCCCUCAGAGACGGUGCUGCCGCAGAGUAGCCUGUUUCUGCCACCACCAGAGGCACGGACUGCGCUGAGGCCGGAGCACAUCCAGGACGCGUUCGCGCGGAUGCAGGGAGAGUGGAGUCAGCGGAGGACGGCUGGGAUGCGCCACUGGCGCGGUGGACUCGUACGGACCAACAUUUCUCUCAUCUAG